Molecule: messenger RNA, 1772 nt
Organism: Phlebotomus argentipes
Lineage: Eukaryota; Metazoa; Arthropoda; Insecta; Diptera; Psychodidae
Gene: Got1
Product: aspartate aminotransferase, cytoplasmic
Exons: 4
Coding region: 150-1370 (406 amino acids)
Biological process (GO): L-aspartate biosynthetic process
Cellular component (GO): cytosol
Molecular function (GO): L-aspartate:2-oxoglutarate transaminase activity; pyridoxal phosphate binding
Source: RefSeq, a predicted model, not a curated record
GCGAGUGCGGUUUUUUGUUGGGUGUAAAAUUAAGCGUGUGAAGCCAGAGUUUUGGGUGAUUUUUUGUUCUUAUCGGCGUACAACGCUUCUCUGGACCUCCUAAAUCUCCUCAGUUGCUGAGCGUGAGCAGUUGUGUACGUGUCGUCGCGAUGGCAAGUGUGUUUGAUGUUGUGGAACAGGGGCCCCCAAUUGAGGUGUUUGCUCUGACGAAGGCGUUCAACGAGGAUUCCUACGGGAAGAAGGUCAAUCUCGGGGUCGGAGCUUAUCGCACGGACGAGGGAAAGCCAUGGGUGUUGCCGGUGGUGCGGCGGACGGAGUCACAGAUCGCAUGCAACGAGGCACUGAAUCAUGAAUACAUCACUGUGACGGGAAAUGAGGUGUUCACAAAGGCCGCCGUGGAGCUGCUGCUCGGCGAGGAUUCGCCGGCAAUCAAGGAGAAGCGCGCCUUCGGCUGUCAAACUCUCUCCGGCACUGGAGCUCUUCGUCUCGGCGCGGAAUUCCUGGCUCGCAUCCUGCACCGGACGACAUUCUAUGUCUCUACUCCGACGUGGGAGAAUCACAACAAAGUUUUCACGUAUGCCGGCUUCACGCACGCCAAGACGUACAGAUAUUGGGACCCGAACAUCCGAGGGAUCAACUUCGAGGGCAUGAUCGCCGAUCUUGAGGCUGCGCCGGAAGGAUCGGUGAUUAUCUUGCACGCUUGCGCGCACAAUCCGACGGGAUGCGAUCCGACGCAGGAACAGUGGAAGAAAAUUGCCGAUGUUUGCGAGGCGAAGAAGCUCUUCCCGUUCUUCGACUCGGCGUAUCAGGGAUUCGCCAGCGGAGAUCCGAUCAAGGACGCUUUCGCCGUGCGCUACUUCGUGUCGCGUGGCUUCGAGAUGCUGUGCUCGCAGAGUUUCGCCAAGAACUUCGGGCUCUACUCUGAGCGCAUCGGAAACCUGACGAUAGUCCUCAACGGGACUGCCAAGCUGCCGGCAGUUGUGUCUCAAGUGUCACUCCUGAUUCGCGGCAUGUACUCGAACCCGCCGGCGUAUGGCAGCCGCAUUGUCGGCACGAUUCUCAGCGAUCCGGCGCUGCGAGCGGAGUGGAUGACGUGCAUCAAGGCGAUGUCAUCGCGAAUCAUUCAGAUGCGCAAAAUGCUGUAUGAUCACUUGGUCGCGCUGAAGACGCCGGGCACGUGGAAGCACAUCAUCGAGCAGAUCGGCAUGUUCUCCUACACGGGACUGAAUGAGGAGCAGUCGAAGAGGCUCGUGGAGGAGUUUCACAUUUACCUGCUCAAGUCUGGGCGCAUCUCGAUGUGCGGACUGAAUGAGAAGAAUGUGGAAUAUGUGGCCAAGGCGAUCAACACCGUUCUGACGGCACCGAAAUAAGCAAUUGAUUGUUUGCUGAGUUGCCUUUGGGUGGGCUUUUCAUCCUUGUUUGCUCCUUUUUUUCACUCGCGCACACACACAUUCUCUUAUCCUUUAUUUCUUCAGAAAACACCGCAACACAGCACUUGAAUCGAUCCAAAGUGAAAUUAGCAAGAGGCUCUCGAGAGAACUCAGCUUCGGAGGAAUUUUUUGAUAUGAAAUAUCCAAUGAAUUUAACACAUGUGGCAAAUAUUGUAUAAAUGCUCAAAGCAUUAUUAUAAUGGUAUUCUUGAGUGUGUCAAAAUUAGGGCUCAGUGAAAUUUCUUUAACAGAUUCACAGGAAAAAGAAAACUGAAACAGAGUUGAGAAUCUUUGUAUACUUUUCAUAAGAGGAAAAUUCCAAUAAAAAGGCAUUUAUUGUUA